GUCUGUACUUCCGGUCGUUGCAUUUGGGUUUUGGGUUUUUGGUCUGUAGAGCGGUCUUGUCGAGCAUGUACGGGUGGGCAGUAUGGUUUCUUGUCGUGCUCGUGCUCGUGCAACAUGUCGACGCGAGAAACGUCCUGUCAAUACCCCGCAAUCCAAAGAGUCGAAAGGUUGGCAUUGUCAGUCUGAACUUUCAGUUGAAGCAGAAAGCUCUGGACGCGAAUGUGACUGGACAAACGACUGUUAUUGCAGACAGCGUCUCCCACACGCUCAUUACCACCAUUGGUGUUGGGACGCCUGCUCAAGUCAUGGCAGUGCAAAUUGACACUGGAUCCAGCUUGUUUUGGCUGCGAAGCUCGAAAUGUAGAGGCACAAGUUGCUCUGGGCAACCUGUCUAUGAUAAUACAAAGAGCACGUCAUAUCUCCCUCCGGCACCGGCGACGGCAUUGACAGGGCCACAAAGAAGGUCGAUCGUAUAUGGGGAUAACACAAAAGUAGAAUGUCAACUGGGAGCGGAUACCGUUAUGCUGGGAACCCUGGUUAUACCCAAUCAGACUCUCUGCGAAGCUGAUGUGAUCCAGACAACAACUGGAUCCUCUGACGGAUUGAUCGGAUUAGGUCCCCCAGGAGCAGACACCGCUACGGACGUAUUCAGGAACAUGAUAGCAAGCAAAACAAUAUCCAAGCCGGUUGCCAGCUUCUGGUACAACCAGUCCCGGCAGUUUUCCGACACAAAUGCCGGGCAGAUUACCUUUGGCGGCAUGGAUUCGAGCAAAUUUACUGGAAGCUUUACUUGGUUUCCCAUUCCAAUCACGGGGCGCAAUCACUGGUCAACUACCUUUGAGGGCAUCACAUUAGAUUCUGCGCCAUUAACACAAAACCGAACAGGAAUGGCCAUCUUUGAUACUGGUACGACAUUGGCCAUAAUACCAUCGGACACACUAUCAGCUAUUGUACUAGCCGCGAACGCCAAGCAACUCCCGAACCAGAGCCUAUAUGAAAUCCCGUGUGACAAGGUCUCUCGUAUACCACCCGUCACAUUCCACAUUGGCCAGAGGCGCAUUACACUCUUUGCCGAACAACAAGUCUUUGUCGUCGAUGGAACAUGUUUCCUUAUUUACGCGGCAUCUACAUCAAACCUUAACGUGGAUGUGAUUCUCGGUGCCCUGUUUUUGAGACAUUUUUAUACCGUGUUUGAUUUCGGGGCCUCCCGGACGGGUUUGGCGAUUUCUGCAGGACAGGUUGCGAAUUCGUUACGUCUUACUGGGAAGAGUGCGGGGAGCCGGGUUAAUGUGGACGUCAGAUGGGCUGUUGUAUUGGGAUGGAUGGUGCUAUCAUCGUUGUUGAUGUGAGCUUGGUUGCGUACCUUGGGCGUAUAUUAGGACGUUUUGUAUACAAAGGAGGGUAUUAUCUUGUUGCUAAACUAGAUAUUUCGAUAGAUUUGUACAUUUAGAUGUUGUAUACUAGUAGAGGCUGUCGGUAUCGUUGUAUUGGAGAAUUGUGUUGUUAUGGAUGGGUUUAUGGAUAGGGUAUAUAGUACGGAUGGGAUCUGGAUGCCUUUUUUGUUUUUUUUUCAGAUGAGAUACAAAAUAGAAAAAACUCGUUAUCGGUCGUCCCAAGCAGGGAUAUGGAC
This is a messenger RNA of Spizellomyces punctatus DAOM BR117, 1630 nucleotides long. RefSeq lists its product as uncharacterized. The transcript is spliced from 5 exons. Gene Ontology annotation, biological process: proteolysis. Gene Ontology annotation, molecular function: aspartic-type endopeptidase activity. The record is from RefSeq and is a predicted model, not a curated record. Bases 66 to 1349 code for a protein of 427 amino acids. NCBI's taxonomy places the organism in Eukaryota, Fungi, Chytridiomycota, Chytridiomycetes, Spizellomycetales, Spizellomycetaceae.